UGUUCGUUAAUAGCUGUGAUGGAAAAAAUGGACAUGAUAUCAACUAAACAAGACAUUUUUAUGUGCUCCAUUUGUUUGGAUCUACUUAAGGAUCCAGUGAGUCUUCACUGUGGACACAAUUACUGUUUGGGAUGCAUCAACGGCUCCUGGGAUCUGGAAGAUCCAAAGGGAGUCUACAGCUGUCCCCAGUGUAGACAGACUUUCAAUACGAGACCAGUUCUGAACACAAAUAAUGUUAUUGCUGAACUUGUGGAAGAAAUGAGGAGGUCUAGACCGUCAACUCAGUCUGGGGAUCCUGCUGACGCUGACCAUGGAGAUGUGGAGUGUGAUAUCUGCUCUGUGAGAAAACUCAAGGCCGUGAAGUUCUGUCUGGAUUGUGUGCUAUCAUAUUGUGAAACUCACUUUAAAGCUCACAACGAGCUUAACACGCGCAGAAGUCACACAGUAAUGGACGCCACUGAUCAGCUACAUGAAAGGAUUUGCUCUCGUCAUAACAGGCCUCUUGAAAUCUUUUGUCAUACUGAUCAGAGUUGCAUCUGUUAUUUUUGUCUGUUGGAGGAGCAUGAAUACCAUGACACUGCAUCUGCUGCAACAGAGUGGAGCAAUGAAAAGAAAGAAUUUGGUGAGAUCCAGUUGAAAUUCCAGGAGAAAAUCCAGAAGAGAGCGAAGGAGGUUCGGGACCUGAGGAGAGCAGUUGAGACCCUGAAAAGCUCAGCACAGUCUGCAGUGGAACACAGUGACCAGAUGUUUGAUGACAUAAUUCGCUCUGUUGAGAGAAGGCGCUCUGAGGUGACAGAGCUGAUCAGAGCUCAGGAGAAGGCUGAGGUGAGUCGGGCUGAGGGACUUCUUCAACAAAUGGAGAAGGAGAUCUCUGAGCUGAAGAAGAGAGUUGCUGAGAUGGAGCAGCUUUCACACACAGAUGAUCCCAUAUAUUUCCUCAAGAAUGCAGGGUCCAUCUGUGAUAUUCCUGAGAGUACAAUUCCAGCCAACAUGGUCCUCAGCCACCCUUACCUCUCCUUUGAGCCGGUGAAAACACCGGUCUCUGAACUGAAGAUGCAGCUGAAGGAGAAAAUGGAUUCAUUAUUUGAACAUCAAGAAGCCAAAAUAUCUGCAGCAGUGUCUGAAGUACAGGCUGUUGUUACCGAACCAGUGAUCAGGGAGGACUUCUUGCAGUAUAACGGUUACUUCACACUGGAUCCAAACACCGCAAACAGAUACCUCCAUCUGUCUGAGGGGAACAGGAGGGUGGAGAGGAGAGAUGAGGCCCCCCAGUCAUAUUCAGAUCAUCCAGAGAGAUUCGACAGGUGGCACCAGGUGUUGUGUAGAGAGGGUGUGUCUGGACGCUGCUACUGGGAAGUUGAGCGGAGUGCUGAGGAGUGGGUUAAUGUAUCAGUAUCGUAUAAAACCAUAAGCAGGAAAGGAGCCCAAGGUGAUUGCUGUUUUGGAGAAAAUAAUCAGUCCUGGAGACUAGCUCUCAAGUCCAGAGAGACAUGGGUCGUCUUCAAUAAAAAAGGCACUAAACUCCCUCUAGUGGCCAGCUCCAGAAUAGGAGUGUAUGUGGACCACAGGGCAGGGACUCUGGCCUUCUACAGCAUCUUUGGCACUACAAUGACACUUCUGCACAAAGUCCAAACCACAUUCUCUCACACACUCUACCCUGGGUUUAGGUUAGGAAUCAGAUCAUCAUUGAAGCUCUUGUGACUCACAUGCAUAUAGCACAUCUGGACUCUGGAUCCAUGUGUGUUGUUAUAUGCAGGUGACAUCUGCAGAUUAUAUGCAGGUGACAUAGCAACAUUUUGAUCAUGAUACAUUUUUUUUCUUGUAUGGAAAACUUGGAUUUGCAUCAUUCAUAGAUAUAUUACAUGUUUACAAUGGUCUUUAAUUGACAACUUAAUUGAAUUCACGCGCACACACACACACACACAGACGCGCACACACACACACACACACACACACACA
Messenger RNA from Engraulis encrasicolus (European anchovy), 1959 nucleotides. Its product is annotated as tripartite motif-containing protein 16-like. Bases 19 to 1701 code for a protein of 560 amino acids. Gene Ontology annotation, molecular function: protein binding; zinc ion binding. The transcript is spliced from 6 exons. Lineage: Eukaryota; Metazoa; Chordata; Actinopteri; Clupeiformes; Engraulidae. The record is from RefSeq and is a predicted model, not a curated record.